Molecule: messenger RNA, 1182 nt
Organism: Syngnathoides biaculeatus (alligator pipefish)
Lineage: Eukaryota; Metazoa; Chordata; Actinopteri; Syngnathiformes; Syngnathidae
Product: transcription factor IIIA-like
Exons: 2
Coding region: 1-1023 (340 amino acids)
Cellular component (GO): nucleus
Source: RefSeq, a predicted model, not a curated record
AUGAAAGGUGAGGCCCAAGCGCACAAGCGCUACAUCUGCUCAUUUCCGGGGUGCGCGGCGGCCUACAACAAGCAGUGGAAGCUGGAUGCCCACCUGUGCUCGCACACGGGCGUCAAGCCGCACGCGUGUCCGCAAGACGGCUGCGACAAGUCCUUCUGCAGCCCCUACCACUUGACCCGGCACCAGCUCACCCACAGCGGCCUGCGGCCUUUUCCGUGCACGGUGGCGGGCUGCGCGGAAGCCUUCACCACCAGCUCCAACCGAGCGCGGCACUUAAACCGCGUCCACGAUGGCGCUCCAGAGACGAUGCCGUACGUGUGCGAGGCGGCCGAAUGCGGCGCCGCUUUCAAGAAGCGCCAGCAGCUCAAGGCCCACAUGAGCGAGCGCCACACACACGCUCCGGCUUACGCUUGCACGCACGACGGCUGCGACAUGCGCUUCACCUUUCCGAGCCGCCUAAAGCGACAUCUCAAGGUGCACCGAGGCUACUCCUGUGACCAAUCAGGCUGCACCUUCACAGGCUCCACCUGGACAGAGUACAUGAAGCACCGAAAGGAGCAGCACCGACCUAAAUUCUCAUGUCAGGAGUGUGGCAAGGCUUUCAAGGAUACCUGGUUCCUGGAGCAGCACCGGCGCGUGCACGCAGACACACGCCUGGUGUACCGGUGCCCACGCGACUCAUGUAACCGCUCCUUCACCACCACCUUCAACCUGCAGAGCCACCUGCGGGCCUUCCAUGACGAGCUCCGACCCUUCGCUUGCGACCACCCAGGGUGCGAGAGGACCUUCGCCAUGAAGCAGAGUCUACACCGGCACCGCGUUGUGCAUGACCCGCAUCGGAAGAAGAUGAUACGGCCCAAGAAGUCGCUGGCGUCCCAGUUGAGCGGAUUCAGCGACAAAAUGGCAAAAGGGCAGAUGAGCGAGCCACAGAAGCCCCCCGGGCCAGUGGAGCUGGUACAUCUCCUGCGGGACACGGCUCUGCUUGGUGGACCUCCUCAGGAAGUGUCUCCACUCACGCUGUAGAGCUUUUGUUUUUGAGAAAAAAAAAUUCAAAUCUCUAAAUCAUAUUUUUACCGUUUUGUACGGCAUGCACUGUAUGCAGUCAUCUUGAGUGAACUGAUCAAAAUGGGUUAAGUUUUUCCUCCUCAAAUAUAUUUUCAAAAAUAAAUUGUGGAAAAACUA